This is a messenger RNA of Dentiscutata heterogama, 208 nucleotides long. The record is from the annotation of a GenBank genome assembly. NCBI's taxonomy places the organism in Eukaryota, Fungi, Glomeromycota, Glomeromycetes, Diversisporales, Gigasporaceae.
AUGCCUCCAAUUAAAUCUACCAAGCGAACUCUUCCAAUACAAAAUUUUGAUCAAUUUGGAUUCAAGAUUAAAACCGUUGCGUUAAGAAACAAGAAAAAUGCUGCAAGACUUUUCUUUUUAAAAUUAACGGAUCCUGAUAGUAGCAAUGUUGGUACUGUAAUACCUGAAAAUAUUACUAUCGAAGAUUUUUCUGAUCAAAUCGAAGAAU